UUAUUCCAUUCAAUGUCACUAAAUACGAACGUUCUGGGUAUAUAACUGAACAGCGCCGUGGAAAGUAGUUAAAUCAUAUUAUUUUUCAUCGCUAUGCAUUUCAAAGUGACCAUCGCCGCAUGGCUUUUAGCCAUAUUAUUCAUAAGUCAAACUAAAUGCGACGAUAAAGACGAUAAACACGAUAAAAACGAAAAAAAGGCCAACGACGGACACGGUAGCAGUGGUAGCGGUGGUAAUAGUGGUAGCAGUGGUGGCAGUGGUAACAGUGGUAGCAGCGGUGGCAGCGGUAGCAGUGGUAGCAGUGGUGGUGGCAGUGGUAGCAGUGGUAGCAAACCUACAGGCACGGAUAACAUGACGUUCGGUAUGAACGGGAUGUCCGGCAUCCAACUACCGUUUCCGUUUUUCCCACCGUUCGGAUGUGACACAACGUGCCAACCAAUACAAUUACAAAUAUUUCAGCCACAAGUACCCCGGGAGACGGUGCCGACGACUCACGCGCCGACCACACACGCUCCGACGACCAUGCCGCCGCCGCCGAAAACCACAAUGCCAGCACCCAAGCCGGCACCGACGACCCCGACAUACACCUCGCAAACGAUCAUUAUGUACCCGAACUGGUGCCAGGGCUGGUGCAAGUUUUUCUAUCAACCACCUCCACAGCCGGUGUAUUACCAGCCGAACUGUCUACUGUUUUCGUGGAUGGGAUUGGGUUCGGGAAUGGCCAUGGGAAUGCAACCAGCUCAGUCGUGAGUCGUCCGCGGCUCGCCUGCGGUGUUCGACUAAUAAUGCUCUAACAAAACAACAUUCGUUAUCGCAGUAGUUCGAUCAUACUUGCGUGUAGUAUUUAUUUAUAUUUAUUUUUUGUUUGUUUAAUAUUUAUCGGCUAUAACAUAUUGUCAACAAUAGCAACAAUAAUAAUUUUUAAAAAAAAAACAAUUUUAAAUAAUUUUGUUUUAUUGUUAUUUUUAAUAAAAUCAAUUUUUUUUAAAAUCAUUUUUACACAUUACUAUUCACGAGAACA
This is a messenger RNA of Acyrthosiphon pisum (pea aphid), 1021 nucleotides long. RefSeq names its product WAS/WASL-interacting protein family member 1. The transcript is spliced from 4 exons. The record is from RefSeq and is a predicted model, not a curated record. Lineage: Eukaryota; Metazoa; Arthropoda; Insecta; Hemiptera; Aphididae. The coding region runs from base 94 to 750 and encodes 218 amino acids.